This is a messenger RNA of Scylla paramamosain (green mud crab), 3352 nucleotides long. RefSeq lists its product as uncharacterized. Lineage: Eukaryota; Metazoa; Arthropoda; Malacostraca; Decapoda; Portunidae. The coding region runs from base 179 to 1765 and encodes 528 amino acids. The transcript has 3 exons. The record is from RefSeq and is a predicted model, not a curated record.
AAUACGUGUCCACGAUCUCCGCUAUGCGUGCACCGUCUCCAAGGCCAUGCCACACCUGCUCCACCCCGGAAGCAGCGGCAGCAGCAGCAGCAGCAGCAGCAGCAGCAGCAGGUAGGGGAGGAGGGACGUCUAGAGCAGGGUAGCGGCUCAGUCCGCGUGUGCUCGGCUGGGCGCCAACAUGAGAGGCUGGCAGACAGUGUGUGUUGUGGCUGUGGUCCUGACAGCGGCAGAGGUGGGACAAUGCAGAACCCUAGCGGCCCAAAUACUGCAGUACACUGAGGCAGGACACUCCAGGAAUGAGGCGGGUGUUCCUGGCAACAAUGUCACUGGAGGGUGGAGCUGGGUGGACCAUCACGGGCAGCAACACCACAUCUGGUACGUGGCUGACACCAGGGGCUUCAGGGCCUUUGGGGACUUGGUACCAAAAGCCACCAAGCCCAUGAAUGUUGGUGUUCCUGUUGUGGUGGCUAUUCCACUUGUCUCCAUACAAGAGAAGACAACUAAAACUUCUGAUGUUCCUCAGCCAGAGGAAAAACCUAGGGCAGAAAGAAAUCUAACCCCAGAGUCUUCACAAGGAAUUGGUCAGGAUAAGGGAAUGAAGACGGACUCUGCUGCCAUAAAUGCAGAAGCUGAAGUACCAACUUUACCGCCAGUGACAAGCACCACGACUGACAUCUUAGAUUUUGAUACCGCACUAUUGAAAGAUGUUACGGAACAGCCAGAAAUGAUAGCCAGUGCUGGAGAGGGGAGUGAGGACACCAUUAUCACCACCACCACUACUACCACAACCUCCACCACUACUACUUCCACCACUACCACUGCCACUCCUGCCAACACUGCUACAAGCAUUCCAGAAGCAGCUUCACAGAUUCCAGUCACAAGUUCAACGCCCUGCACCGCAACUGAACCUAUUGAAGAGCUUCCAGUUCCUCAGCCAUUAAUAGAUGAUAAGAAACAUGGAUCCCCUAAAAGCCUGUCACCUCCUGAAUCAGGCUCUCCUGAUGGAAAAACACCAGAUCAGUUACCAGAUGCCAGCUUUCAUUCAUCCAAACAAAGUACUGUUACACCAUCAGAUAAUAACUUUGUAGCAUCGGUAUUCAAUAAACUCAGUACAGCACUAGGAGCCCCUGAUGACAACAUGCAAAAGCCUCGCCUGCACCAAGAACCACAAAAUGGUUUAGAAAGCAUCACUCCUGAUCCUGAGCAACACUCCACUUCAGACUUUGUGUUAAUUAAUCGCCUACGAGCACCCACCAUUCCAAAGCCCCGGGUCGGUAGCCAGCAGCUGGUGCCCAAGCCUGUCAAUGUGAUGGGACGGACAGACUCUGUUGUGAUGGGGCUUCACUCUUCAGGCAGGCCUUCCACUUUACGCCCCCUGAUUCACACUACUGAAGAACUCCAACCAUUGGGCAUUCACUUGCUAAAUUUGGUGCCACUUCCAAAGAAGACUGCAAGCGGCAACAGACCAGUUCCACGGCCAGUGCGGGUAGUUGGUGAACCAAAUUUGGAUAAUUUUUGGCGACCAGCGGGUCUGGCACGGACAACAGUCACCCCCUUCAGGCAACCACGCCCAAGCCGAGACUACGAUUAUCACUAUUAUGAUUAUUAUGAUUAUAAUGAUUACAGAGGGGAAAAUACGGGAGGGCCAGUGACUCCAACUCACAAAACUAAAUCCAAGACUGUUCGCAGUAACAGCGAAGAAUAUUCUUUAGAAACAGACUACUCAGAUAGUGAAGAGAGUGAGGACACUAGUGAUAAUCAGUAAUGCAUUUCUGUUUUAAGAAGGCAAUACUACAUACUGGGUAUAAGUAGUGAGUGCUCCACUGCAGCUCUUGAUGAAGUGCUAUCCAAGAAUGAAAAAGAAAAGCAGUGAUCCUGGGGAGGGAGUACCAGGGGACAAGCAGCAGGAAGCAAAGGAGUUUGGCAGCAAAGAGAAGUUGGGAGAUAUGAACAAUCACACCAAAUUGAGGCUUCAGCCUCAAUGAAGUCAUUUUCUUUAGUUUCAUGUAAAUAAACACUGUCAUUAAAAUAAAAAUUGUUUGUGAGCUCUGAACAUCUGUUUCAAAAAUCAACCAGUAGAUGCUCAACAGAACCAAGCACUAGGUGCAUUAUUGUGCUGUGUGGGCAUGAUCAAAACAGAGUUUUGUAUUUUAAGCAUAAGAAAUUUAAUAUAAAAAUUCAAUGUAUGUGAGUAAAUUCAAUAUACACAUAUAAGUAUGCAUCAGAGUAAGAAUAUGACAGUAAGACCUGAAACAAUCAACCUUAAUGUGAGAAUGACUCAUAACAUGAGCUUAGUUAAUACCAACAACUUUUCCCAAGUUUAAUUAAGAGGUGAAGGUAAUUCAUGGCUUGUCAGACAGCAAUGAUGUGAGGACACCAAGUCCCACUCAUAGCAACAGUAUAUGGCUACAGUGACUGGUCUGGAAAGGAUUGGUGCUUGAUGGUGGCAAUAAUUCAAUACUAUGAGGCCACACUAAUCAUUACCUCUGGAGAGGCCUGGCUGCUUUCACUCAAGAGAAAGAAGAAUAGGAUCAGAGAGGUUUACCUCAAAAGUGCCACCAUCCAGAAAAGGCCCAAGGGGUUCCCAGACAGCCAGUUGUAAGGAGGAUACACAGAACUCUUAAGGAGCUUCAAUGAAAGACUGUCACUCCAUCCUGGCAACUCUGAAAGACUCCACAGCUUGGUGCACCCACUACUAAGCUAAGGUUUAGUGCCAAUUGAUAUUCAAUCAACACAUUUCAAAACAUUUUCCUGGAAGCAAAUCAGGGAUACGUACAGUCAAGGUUCUGCACUGCCAGAGUGUAUUGGUGAGGAGGAUUGUUUCAUUUGAAUACCAAUAACUUUAUGGAGUACUGUUUUAAUGUAGGAGGAUUGUGAAGGUAUUCAUGAGUAAUAUCUUGUCACUCAUACAACAUUUCAUAAACUUUCUACUGAGAUGAACAGAUACUUUAAUUUAUGAUUAGGUAUGUUGCAAUGUGCUAUUUUUAAGCAACUAGGCUAUACUUUUUUUGCUGAUGUAAAUAAAAACAUAUGAAUAGAGUCCUUGCAUGGCUAUGUGUACUGUAUAUAAUAACCUGCUCAGGACAAAACCAUAAUUGAAAAUGUAUUAAGCUGUAAGUCAACAUGGUCCCAUGUAUGUUGUUUGAAAAGAAUUACUUUACUUUUUUCUCAGCUGCCUCCUUUGUGCAAAUAUCAACCGAGCUGAAUCAUGUUAUUAAAAUAUGUACUGUAUGUCAAAUUUUACCAUAUGUACAUUAUUCUUUCUAGCCUCAAGUACAGUGCCAAGAUAAAUUUGAUAAAUUGAGCACUGUAACUAAAUCAACAAGUGUGUGUGUGUGUGUGUAUAUAUAUA